UAUGGCAACCGUUAAGCAACAAAGAUGGUUCCUGCAGCGAACAGUUUCUUGUCACUGCCUAAAAACAUGUCUGUUACGUUAACUAUCUUGGAGGAAUUGGGAAUUGUUUAUUCAAGGAAAAGACGAUAAGGAGAAAACCGUUUCAGAUAUUCUAAUGGCGAUAAAAUUUAUUAUGUGAGAAAAAUAAUUAUAACUAUAUUAAUUUUACAAUAUUUAUUGUAACUUUACAAAAGUAAACGUUAAGAGUAUGGGGAAAGAAAAAGGAAAUCCGUGAAUAAAAUAAAGAAAUAAAAGCAUGAAUAUUCCAUUCAAUAGUGCAUCAUUCUAGGGGACAUUAGUGUUCCCUUCUAAAAGUAUCUGAGACGACCUCCCCGCCCAAGAUACGGCAUCAGCGCGGGUAUUUCCAGAUAUCGAACCCUUAAUGUUCUUCUCAUCAGUUAUUUUAAUUCUACCAGAAAAUUUAAUCCCUUUCACAUCUCUUUCAUUGAUUCAUAAUUUCACAGCUCAAACGAUGCCUAUUUUUUACCUUCCGGUUGUUAAUAAAUUUGGGAUUCUUUCCGAACAGCAGCGACGUAAUGUAAACAAACGACUUCAGACGAAGCAACAUUCAAAUACCAACGAUUCGAGGCCUUCCUUUUCUUCAAAUAGAAGCCCAUUGCAAGUUACUGAGGAAUUUGUUGAAAAUUACAACAAAGUUAAGAAUUUAGAAGAACAGAAGAAAUAUCAUGCAAAGGCAGUUCAAAUGCUUCUUAGAAUCAAAUGGAAUGCAGGUUUGUCAAGUUCUGGUUUUAGAAAAGAUGCCAAUGUCAGUUUAGCAUGGUCAGAGUUGAUUCUGUUAUUGAAAUGCAAAGGAGAUAUUCAACAAGAGUGUCUGGAUCUUUUGCUGAUGUCACUGAAACUGGUUGCUGUUGACUGCAACCAUGUACCGUUGCUGCUGUUGCUGGCAGACACUCUGUUGUCCCUAUUGAGUACACACUUCACUCAGCAGUCAUUCCUCCGAGAAACUCACAUGAAACAACUGAAGGUUUGUCAACUUGUCUUCAUGCGUUUGUAUUGUCACAAAAUGGCCAACCACCUUGAUGGAUGGCAAGAAGUGAAGAAAAGAUUACAUUCCUACUUUGCCAGUUUCUCUGACUCCGCCUCCUUCUACACCAAGCACCCAGAUGCCCAGUUGUUGUUCAGAUUUAUUAUACAAGUCGCUGACAUCAUCUUGAUCGAUGAUGAUCUUGAAAAUGAUACAAAUUACGAGUUCUUUUCUCACAAUUUCAAAACAGAUUUACUCCCACCAGUUCUGCUGAGUAAGGUCCAAAGCGAGUCGCCUCCCGCUGAAAUCUCUUGUCCUUCCCGUCACAGUUCAUGGGUGAGUAAGAGCAUGCAUGAACUUAGUGCUCCUUUAUGGCACGCCUUAAAUGUUUGGAAAUACCAAACAUUGUGUUCAGGGGAUGGAAUGGUCAGAGAACCAACUAACAAGAAGGAACUCUAUUUUGUUGAUUCCCUUUCCUCGUUGAUACAAUGCACUUUUAAUCUGGACACAGCUUCUUGCUGGGUUGACUACGUUGUUGCUUUAAAUGUGUUAGCAGAAGCAGCAAAGAGGAACUUCACAGUUCUAAGCAUCCUUCAAUAUUUAGCAUAUUGUAGCAUUUGUAACAAUGAUUGGCAAAAUACAAGAAGAGAAGAUGUUUCCCAAAGACACCCAGCAGGAUUUGAAGACAAAAAUCAAGUUAAAACCAAAGAACCGAAAGAAACAGAGAAUGAUUUUAAACACAUUUCACAUGGAACGUCACAGAAUUGCUUCCACAAAAGAAGUGACAUCUUUGGUGAUUCGAAGGAAUCGGAUAACAAGAUGUCUGCAGAAACGGAAGAAUACAGUUUUGGUUUUUGGCCGUGGGACAUCAUCUUCAUUUAUACAGAGCUUCUUGGUGAUGUUCUUUUAAAUGGAAGUACUUCACAUAUUCAGAAGAGGGCACUUAUGGGAGAUAACUGCAAACUAAUGGAGGAGUCUUGCUACAAAAGACAGCAACAAUUUCAACUCAAAUCAGAUUUAAACUUCCAAAUUGACACCAUUCAUAAUUUGUGUAGUGUCAGCCUGCUUGAACUCACUCACUUCAAAUCUCCACAUGAGAUAUCUAUGGAAUCUGCAAAUGAAGACAACUGGAACUGGAGAAUACGUCUUGGAGCAAUUCAGGCUCUGAUGAGGGUCUACCAUUGUUUGUUAGGUGAACCAACUAGAGAGGUCUUGUUAACAACAUUAUGGACUAUACUGCUGCAGGUGAAUCAGACAGAACGGAAUCCUUGUGUUUUGGAAGCGCUACAUUCUAACUUUUUUUAUUCUUCAAAGAAGACAGCCAUGUCUUUCAGGCAGACUUCACUCCAUAACUUUAUGUCACACAUGGCUGACAAUUUGGUCGAGAUUUAUUUACUAGAAUCAUGUGGCAGCAAGGAACAGCUGAAAGAACAAGAACAACAUCAGCAACGACGACAGCAACAACAACAACUACAGCAGCAGCAGCAACAAAUCACAAACAGAAACAGUUUGACUCAAAAAUUAAACGAGAACAAAUCAAUAAUUGAUGAAAGGAAAUCCAGUUUUCCUCUGAGAAGGAAAAAUGUCCAGACAAGAUGCUUCCAAAGUUACAGAACAAGAACAUUUUUGAAUUUACAAGAAGUCAUAAGAAAUCAGUGGAACAAAGAAAACCCAGGUGACCUUUGGGAAGAUCUACAGCAUGUCUAGUCCUGCAACUCUGAUAAAAAAGUAAUAUAGACUCACUGGAUGUACACUAGGAAGAAGACCAUUCCACAAGAAAACUGUAGUAUCCAUGGAUCGGGGAAUGCAUUAUAAUUAUUCAUGAAGCAAGGAAAUUGGAGAAGGCUAUUAUUGUGCAGCAAAACCUGCUUUAUAUUGACACACAAAACGUUUCUAACACAAGUAUCACAGAUUGUCUUGUUAUUUGGUGAGCACUUGGACUAAAUAUUGCAAUUGCACAAGAUUUAUCAAUGAAAUAUUCUUAUAUAUAUAAAAAUUAGACAGUAAUGUUGUUGAAAAUAACCAACCAAAGUUCAAACUACAAAUUAAACACUUUUUUUUUAUAUAUUCAGCACAGACG
Messenger RNA from Octopus bimaculoides (California two-spot octopus), 3104 nucleotides. RefSeq names its product transmembrane protein 232. NCBI's taxonomy places the organism in Eukaryota, Metazoa, Mollusca, Cephalopoda, Octopoda, Octopodidae. The record is from RefSeq and is a predicted model, not a curated record.